This is a messenger RNA of Suillus fuscotomentosus, 579 nucleotides long. RefSeq lists its product as uncharacterized. Lineage: Eukaryota; Fungi; Basidiomycota; Agaricomycetes; Boletales; Suillaceae. The transcript is spliced from 2 exons. The record is from RefSeq and is a predicted model, not a curated record. The coding region runs from base 1 to 579 and encodes 192 amino acids.
AUGGUGAAUGUGAAUGCCGCCUUCCCAUUUAACCUUCACAACCAGUCGCUUGGCGACCCUCCGUCUCGUAGUGUCUCAGGCGGAACCUUGGAUAGCAGUCGGCGGGCCUCACGAUCUCCUGCACGUGAUUCCCUACACACGAGGUAUUCGAGCACUUCACUACGCCAGGAUGCGGAAGGCUCCGCGUCUCAGGGCAAUGACGCAGUGGAAGGGAGAGGUGAUCCGUACAAGCCAAUAUUAAAUGUUAGGCUUGUAUCGACUGUUGUGAGCAAUGUUGCAAACAGGCCAAUUAAUGGCAUCUCUCGGGGGCGACCAGGACGUGGGAUCGAACAUGGACGGGUGAUGGUUGUCAGUGCUGACCACAUUUCACAUCCUGACGAGGAUGACGAUGAACAUGACAAUGUAGCUGAAGACAAUGAUGCGCUGACACCUCGCCGGCAGACGCACACGUCUGAUGGGGAUGCAAGUAAUUCGUCUGAUAGUAAUCCCUCCGAGUUGUCUUGUGAUGCCAAUGUCAUACAUACCGAGGAUUUCACAAUUCGUGACGCUGGUGCUAUAUCACGUUCCUGGGGUGACUGA